UUUGCCUAUCUCAGUUGUCUCUCCUCCCCUAACGCCCACCGUUGCGAUUUUCCUCCGACUGCUCACCGCCGAUGACGUUGUCUCCGCCGACUGCCGCUGCCUCAUCUGCCGACCGCCGCUGCCUCAUCUACCGACCGCCGCUUCCCUUGACGCAUCUCUAUUUAGGCAUGCUACACAUUAACAGAUUAAUCUUAGGUAUCGUUUAGAAGGCUUUCUAUGCUAGGACGUAGGAGAGGAAAUCUUUGGUGCAGAAGAACAUGGAGCUUUGUUGCUGUUAACUGUUUAUAGGAUACUAUGAAAGUUGUUGGAGCAAAGGUAUUAGAGGAUGACGUAAUUGAAAGCUAUGGCAAUGACGAUGAGGCCUUAAAUGCAGCUGAAAAUGGAGUUGCGGUUGUGGAUCUUUCACAUUAUGGACGGAUAAGAGUUAGAGGAGAAGGCCAAGUUCAGUUUCUUCACAACCAAAGUACUGCAUAUUUUGAAAUUCUUCAUGAAGGUAUUGAUGAACGUUUUGUCCAAUAUAGAGGCAUGUAUAUGGUUGGUGGUUGUGUACUUGGUGUUGAUCUGCUAACUGUAGUUCAUGAAGCUUCAGAGAGAACUGAUAUACCUUUGCAGUCUAACUUAAUAGCUGCUACUGCUUUUAUGGAGCCAUUGAAGGAAUGGAUGCAUGUUAACAACGAUGGUGCACAAGUUGGACCAGUGGAGAGGAUGCUAUUAUAAGAUUCUGGUCAAAGAAGGAACUAGAUUGGACCACAAAGUGUUGGGCUUCUGGGAUGACUGAUUGGUACUGUUUCUAAUGAUGUAACAUUACAUAGUGCUAUAUUUUUGUUAUUAUUAUUGAAUUUGAAUGUUUUAAUAUUAAUAUAAUAUAUUUUACAAUUA
Ipomoea nil (Japanese morning glory) is the source of this 879-nucleotide messenger RNA. Its product is annotated as dnaJ homolog subfamily C GRV2-like. The transcript has 6 exons. Gene Ontology annotation, biological process: regulation of early endosome to late endosome transport; endosome organization; receptor-mediated endocytosis. Lineage: Eukaryota; Viridiplantae; Streptophyta; Magnoliopsida; Solanales; Convolvulaceae. Bases 295 to 717 code for a protein of 140 amino acids. Gene Ontology annotation, cellular component: endosome membrane. The record is from RefSeq and is a predicted model, not a curated record. Gene Ontology annotation, molecular function: protein binding.